UCAUAUGUGGUUGUUAUAGUGGUUAACUCACAGUAAAAAUUGGAUAAAUAUACAUAAUAAUAUUAUUGAGUAAUGUAGUGUUACAAAUAUAUAAGAUAAGAUCAAAAUAAAAAUUAAAUCUAAUGAAAGGGUCCAACAACUUUGCAUAAGUAGAUUUUUUCAGAAUGUUUCUCUUUUAAUAGUAUAGAUACGAGAGUUACUCUAAAUAAUUAUUUGUACAUAUUAUAAGAAUAAAACUGAACAAAAACACGAGUCUCUCGAUAUAGGAACAUUACCUACUUUUCACUAUAACAAAAAGUGUAUUCUGCAAGAAGUAACCGAUAAUAUCAAGUCGAGUAGCUAAUUUUUAAUACUUUUUAAUUGUUUUAUACUUACAAAUUUCUCAAUUCUAGUACUUGGUAUCCGACUUGAAAACAAUGAAUACUUGAAAAUUUAAAACAAAUACGGGAAGAGUAAAACGUGUAUUGAGUAAUUCUCCGCAGCCCUAGGGCCCCUACCCCUAGUUAUACAAAGUUCUAGUCUCGUCGUAUAAAAAGAUAAAAGAGUCGUAUUCAUUUGUGUCAAACUUUCCCUAAAUAGUCAAUAUCUAAAGUCUCGUAUCCAUUCAUUCGCGGCUCUCUAACGCCGACGAGCCACCGCAAAACAUCAACCACUCAAUGUCGUCGCCGCCGUCGUUUUCCUCACUUCCCAUCGACAUCGUCGUGGAAAUCUUAGCUCGCGUCCCGAAACGCUCUCACCCGAUCCUCUCUUGCGUCUCCAAGAACUUCAGCCGUCUUGUUCGUUCGCCGGAGAUAUACAAGAUUCGCUCUCUCCUCCGCAAAGACUCACUCUUCAUCUGCUUCGUCGGCAAAACGGGUGCGCAAUGGUUCACUCUCCGAAGAGCUGAGAACAACAACCCGACGACAGAAGAGAAGAACCGCUUCGUCUCCAUCGACCUCGCGUUUCCUUCUCAGACCGAGCAAGAACCCUGCGUCGUCGCCAUAGGCCCGGAAAUAUUCUUUAUCUGUGGAUCAUUCAAUCCUUCGUCAACCAUGUGGAUUCUUGAUUCAAGAACCGGGACGUUUCGCCAAGGACUUAGCUCGAGAGCUGAAAGGCUAUGCAGAAGCGUGGGUGUAGUCGGAAGCAAGGUGUACGUGAUCGGGAUCUAUAGAGACGCCGACGAGAUGCACGUGGAGUCAUUUGACACGAAGACGCAGACGUGGGAGCUAGCGCCGGUUCCUGAGGAUCAAGGCUGGUGGUGGAGCUGGGCCCCAACUGUGUCGUUGAACAGGAAAGUUUGUGCGUUACGUGUUUCUGGCAAUGCUAGGUGCUACGAUCCUAGAGACGGGUCUUGUGAGAGUUUAGGUUUGCCUAGUAAGGAUAAAUGGUUGUGCAGAACGGGUGCUUGUGUGAUGAACAAUGUGCUCUACGUUUAUUACGCUAGGUUCGGGCUCAUGUGGUAUGACUAUGAGAUGAGGCUGUGGAGAGUGGUUAGUGGUUUGAGUCAUCUCAAAAAGGUUCGGUCUGUUGCGAUGGCGGAGUAUUACGGAAAGUUGGCGUUCUUGUGGGAAGAUGUUGAGGUUGGUGUGAGUGGUAAAACUAAGGAGGUUUGGUGUAGAAUGAUUGCUUUGGAGAGGAGUGAAAGAGGGGUUCAUGGGAUUGCUGAAGCGUCUCAACUUCUGGGGAGUGUCCUUCGUGGCUAUAUACUGCAUCAUUGUCUCUCUGUUUCAGAUUAAAGAGAAUAAAGUGUCCCUCGUUGCUAUA
This is a messenger RNA of Brassica napus (rape), 1743 nucleotides long. Its product is annotated as F-box/kelch-repeat protein At2g44700-like. Bases 657 to 1715 code for a protein of 352 amino acids. Lineage: Eukaryota; Viridiplantae; Streptophyta; Magnoliopsida; Brassicales; Brassicaceae. The transcript has a single exon. Gene Ontology annotation, molecular function: protein binding. The record is from RefSeq and is a predicted model, not a curated record.